Molecule: messenger RNA, 1433 nt
Organism: Paramacrobiotus metropolitanus
Lineage: Eukaryota; Metazoa; Tardigrada; Eutardigrada; Parachela; Macrobiotidae
Exons: 4
Coding region: 71-1216 (381 amino acids)
Biological process (GO): G protein-coupled receptor signaling pathway
Cellular component (GO): plasma membrane
Molecular function (GO): G protein-coupled receptor activity
Source: RefSeq, a predicted model, not a curated record
CUACUGCAUAUAUACCAUUCUGCAGUUCGACAUCGACGCUCCGCGGCAGAAUAUACAUCAGUCCCGUGAAAUGAAUGUCAGCUGGGACAGAGUGCACAAUGCGACCGAAAACAUGUACAGUGAAAAGCAGAUGGAUAAGGUAAAUUACGCUUGUGCCUGGGUGUAUGUCGGUCUGUUGAUCCUGUGCACGGUGGGCAAUGGGCUGAACCUGGCAGUGCUACUGCGCAGUAUCCACACGUGGAGAGCUUCCGCGUGCCAUUAUAUGAUCACCAUCGCUAUCACCGAUCUGGGCGCUCUGUGGUUGGCGCUGCCUUUCUUCCUGCACAUGCUCAGCCAAGGACGGGUUGAAUAUGCACCAUCGAUUGAGUUCGGGAUUGUGCCCUGGCUGGAUGACGUCAGCAUGUGGCUGUCCGAUUGGUUGGUUUUCAUUAUGGUGUUAGUGGCAUUUUCUUGGGAACGUCUCCUAGUGAUCAUCAGUCCCUUUCGUUUCCAAUGGCUACAGAGAGUCUCUGUGGCGCGGAUAAACAUCCUCAUUCUCCUCGUCUUGUCGCUGGCUAUGAACAUGUUUAAUUUUGUGGUCAACUAUGAAGGUCCGCAUUAUCACUUGAUCGGCGCACGGUAUGGCGCCGAUGCGACAAGCGGUGAAUCUAUGAAAUGGUUCCGGCAGUGGCAUGUACUCCACGAAAAAGCCAAAAUUAUAGUGCGGCUGAUGACCUUCCUGUUAAUUCUUAUUCCCAGCUGCACGCUGAUUCUCUUUCUGGCAGUUCACCGUCGCUCCCUUGUCGCCAAAAUGCGCGUGGCCCAAACCGCAGGCAACAACGAACGGAAAACGAAGGCCGGCAUCAACAUGAACAGCGCCGCUUCACAGAAAACCUUUAACAUUAUCCUGCUCAGCAGCGCCAUCCUAUAUUUGAUUACCCGCGCACCCAACACUUUCCAGAUGUGCGCAGUCGCCGGAAACAGUUCCAUCGGUCUGUAUAAUCUCGACACUUCCGUGACGAAUAUGGCUGACAACUUUAUCAACCUGAUGAUGCUGGUGGGGUAUGCCAUGACGUUCUACGUGUACCUCCUCAUCGAACGGCAAUAUCGACACCGUUUUAUGGCGCUUGUCGUACGCCCAAUAUUGUCCUGCUGCAAGCUAACGCUACAUAAUCGAAAGGAUAAUCACGUCCAAGGUGCGAACUCUACGAUAACAAACUCCACAAUGGUUGUCUAAUGUCGCUUUUCCUUCUUUCGGGUUUUUUGAAGUUUGAGCACUCCUCGUUUUGUUUGGAAUAUUCAUGGGAAAACCAGUAUUUCUGCUGCAGAAAUUGUUGACGCUGUCCAUCUGCAUUUAAAUUCUGUACCUACUCUAGAAAUUGGGCUUAUUUUAUUUUGUUUAUCUGAAAUAGAUUUUUCACUACAUAAACUGUUGUCUGUAAGUAAAUGCAUUG